AUGGCCGCCUGCAACAACAUUGAGCAAGGCGCAGACAUGACUAUCUUUGAUGAACUGCUGGAAGAGCGCAUUCAAGAUGCUGCCUCGGCCAUGUCGUCUGGCUGGUCUAUUGUCGAUCCCAGCGAUGCGUCGCCCAUCACUCGUGGAGGCGCAGGAAUCCAGAUCAAUGCUGAUGGCACGUACACGAUCAAACACAGUGCCACUCUCAAUGUGAUGGUGAUGGCCAAUUUGUGCUUUACCUGGGCCUCUGCUCAAUUUGAGAAGAUCAGGGACUUUGGCCUAGCUGCAGGCAAACGCCCCGGCUGUCUAUUGCUGGGUGACAGCGGCGUGGGCAAGUCAAUCUUGAUGAUGACGUUGGAGGGUGUUCGCUUUGAGGAGGGUCGAACUGCUGGUGGACGCAAGCAGCUCAACCUUGAAUACGGCACCCCACCGAGAUACCGCGGCCUAGUGGGCAACGGGACCGAAGCGCACACGGUGAUACCUCGACUUGCCAUGCUUGAGGAUGCAGUCUUCAUUGACCCUCCUGGCUGGACAGAGACGCGCAACGAGACGCUCGGCCUCAUCAACUGUAUUCUACUACGACAACUCCUCGAGGCUAUACAGCGCAGACGCAUUGUACUUGUGCUUAAUUAUAAAAGCAUGAGCGGCGCUGGCUAUCUAGCCAACCAGCUGCAAAGCCUGAACCGACUCUCGCCCGACUUUGCAGCCUUGCAGCCUGGUUUCGUUUGUCUCUUUAGCCAUUUGGAGGCUGAAACGGAUGCAGAGGCCAUUAUUGAGCACCUCGAUCAACAUGCAACCCGCCUGGAUGUUUCCGAGUCUGUUUUUCAGCAAAAUGUGCUUGCUCACAUCAUUUCUCAGCUGCGUCGCUGGGGCAACGCGCUAUUGCUUCGCCCACACUUGAAGCAGCCCUCCCCAGAACAUCUUCGCGAUUUGCUCAUCAACGGUCUCAGUGAUUGUCAGGCCCCAUCCAUACCGCUGGGUUCACCCCUACAAGAUGGCAAGUUGGCUGCUGUGCAAAAUGCCGCCAACAACGUGCUUGAACGCCUACACGACUGCUUGAACGAUUCUGAUCGACCCAGUUGGGCCUCAGGUGUCAAGAUGUUGUCCACGUUACGCCGACUCAGUGCCCUGCUGGCCAAUGCCUACAUCACCUCACUGUAUGACAAAGCCUUGGGUUCUUUGUAUGGCAUGUUUUCCUGCCACACGCAAGGCUUUUUGAGCACGCUGCGUCAGAACAGCUUUGAAGCUUCGCGCGACCACUUUGCGGCACUCCAGCACCUUGAUGCUUACAACAAAGAACUGCGGCAGCAUCAAGCAGUCGACCACGGCUUGUUUGCCCGUCUCUACUCAUACUGCGGUCUUUCGAUGCCAGAGACUACCACUUGGGACCAGGAAAUGCUCAAAAGUGACCUUUUAAAGCAAGCCCAAGACUGGGGCACGACCCUGGCAACGCAGACGAUGGAGGCCAACCAAGAGCAGUCGUUUGCACCACGACCAGAGGCGAUUGAAGUAGCCACAACUUUGACUCGCUUUGAUCAGCAUCUGGGCUCUCUUUGUUGCGAGUCUCCCCUCUGGAACCCAAUUGCACAGGAUCUGCAACGACAAGCACGCGAGAGCCGAGCUAUUGGCAACAGCAUCAUCGAGUGCCUGUCCCAUGCGGACACAUCCAACAAGACUCCAACAAAUGCAUCGUGGCAAGCUUUGCGCAAUUCUUUCAAUCUACUUUCACGGGCCCAGGCCUACAGUGCUCUCGUUGAGCUCGAGGAAACCAGAACCCUGUUUAAUGAGCAGCAAGUGCAGAUAAGCCACGCCUACGAAAAGGUGUGUGAUCAUGUCGCUGAGAUUGUGAGUUGCUUGGCCCACGAGCACGUUGACGCCGAAGCCAGCCGGGAUCUUUGCAUCCUGAUGCAACUACUCCGGAUCUUGGACGACUCCUUUGACAAAGAAUGUCACGCUGCUAGCGCCAACCGUCCACAGUAUCGGGAGCAGCUGGCGCGUUUUGAAGCAGCCAUCCGUGAGCGCAUCUGUAAUGCCAUCUCCACAGCCCAAGACGGGGCCCGCCUCGAGAAAACCCGACAAGCACUCGACCAGCUUCUGAUUCUGCUUAUGUGCUUUCAGUCCAAUGAGGUGGUGCGUGAUGCGCAUCGCCAUGCCUACAGUUUGCUCUGUCAGCUCGCCACCAAGCAAAGCAUGUGCCAGGCCAAGCUCAAUACCAUUCUUCAAUACGAAGCAAACGGAGAAACGUUUCGCGAUAUGGCUGUUGCCAUUCGGGAGCUUGAGCUUUGGAGUUGGCUCGACCCGAUGCUUGCAGACGGUCGCUUACUGUGCGAGCCCACCCGUGCCAAUGGCGAUCCAACAAACGAGCCCAGCCGCAGUUUGUCCAUCGCAAACAUACAGAGCGUUGUCGAACAGACGGUGGAGGGUCUUCGUGAGUGUCUGCGUGCAGCAGUGGUCAAUGUGUCGUCGUCUCUCAUGAACGUCAACGCUGUGCAGCCCGAACGUGAGCUCGAGUGCUUGAAGCACAUGCACCCAGUGAAACAAGUGAUAGGUGAAGAAUUUGUCGAUGAGCAAGUGGCUCUGCUUAUCAAUAACCUUGGUGGUGUGCAAACACGCUUGAGUGCCUUUGACAUAAGCCAAACCACUGAGGGCGUGCGCGAAGAAACGCUGCAGUGGCUCUCGUCUUUGACUCUGCAGGUGGAGCAGCUGAGCUCUUGCUACCCCAUGCUGCGCAGCACAGCAUGGGCAGCGUUGUUGCAAAGCCUGGCAAGCAGCCGUGCUCAGAUCGUCGACAACGUUCGCGCGUUGGUGAGGCAGCUACAUGAAGCUGUGCGUGAAAAAUUGGCAAGCCCGCAGCCAGCAACUGCUGGCGCCGAACUUGAUCUUUUGGCCAGCUUGGUGCGGAGUCAAGAUCACGAAAUUCAAUCCAUUGUGGACCCCGUCUACAAUAAGGCUCAACAGGAUCUGCGACGCCGCUUCGAAGAGCUGCGGACCCAAUACACGGAGCACAUGAGUGCCGGUGGUGUGGAAAUGGCACAGACAGUCAAGAACGUGCUUAUCAGCACAGUGGUCCUUGAGUUGCAUUUGCCCGAGGUAGCCGAUAUCCUGUCCACCCUCGAAGUGAUGGAUGCAGAAGCUAUGACCAAGGUUAAAGAUGAAUUGUCACGCAGUCUGGCGGACGUGGACUACGACCAAGUUCAGGGAAUUUUGACCGAAGUCCGGCAGGCGGCCCAGCAAACGCCUGAGUGGCGAGCACCAUUCAGUACUCUUUGUGGGCUUGCUAAACGUGAGCUGCAGCGGCAGACAUCUGAAGCUUUGAACGCAGCCAAGCGCCACGCUCGCACUUGCACACGCGCGCGUGCACCCACCGAGGCACGUGCGGACGCUUUGAGCCAACUGGACGAGCUGGAUCGCUUCUUCUUCAGCCUGGAGGUGCUUCACGGGGAGGUUACCGAGCCCGACCUGCAAAAGAUUGACGAAGGCUUUGCCGCAAUCGUGCUGAAGGUCGCUGAGGACUUGUCACGACGCCUGGGCAUAGCUCUUGCUGCGUAUCGCUUUACCGCAUUUCACGAUCUGUAUCUUGACCUCGAGGCGUGGGAGUGUUUGAGCCGCAAUGAGGCUGCCAAUGCGUGUUUCUUGACCAUUCAAAACAAAGUCAACACAUUGAGUACUGACGUGGAACAACAUGUCAGACAGCUGAUCGCUGCAGCCGAUGGUGUUACGCUGGCUAGUGUCGUACAAGCCUUUGUCAAUGCGCGGGAUGAAAGCGCCGAGCUGUUGCAGCAUGUGCUUGAUCUACCGGCUCUCGCCAACAGAGUCUGCGACUGGGUGUCUAGUGCCGCUGAGCAAGAGCUUGUGGCUAUUCAAGCAUCGCUGUAUCACGAGAGGCAAAACUUGAAAGUGGUCGAGGACCGUCUGGACCGCUACAACCGAUGCUUCUACUUUCCUCUGCAGAGCAAAUCUUUGCCACCCUUUCAGACUGAGCAAUCUCGGUUGAGUCAAGAUCGUCAGCGCCUCCAAAAGGCAAUGCAAAAUAUACUGCACAAGAGCCGGUAUCCAGCCUUGACACCACAGGUGGCGCAUGGCCUGCUCCAACGGCUUAAUACCAGCAAGCCGGAGCACAUGCACGCCUUUAUUGACGUCGCUAAAACCACCUGCCAAAAAGCUAUUGAGGACAUUCUGCAAGGACGAUCCCAUAAUGAGUUAGGGGUCAAGGUCACUCCUGACGCCCUGGAUCGCUUGGCAGGCCUGACUGCAUUUCACGCCGGGCUCACGCAGUCGACGCUCAAUGAGACGUUUGUGCAAGAUAUCUUGGGGGAAGUCCUGACCACAGCAGAGCGCGCCAUUGCCUCGCAGCUUCAUGCAGAUUUGAAGCAGUGCUUCGACUCCUUCGUCAAUUGGCGCAUUUUGGAAGCUGAAGCAGCAUGCGAGACUAUUCAGACCAGCUUUGACCGCUUCAAAGCACUGAGUCCAGCGGCAUCUGUCCCCCUUGAGCCUCUGCUCGCUCAGGUUCUAUCAGAAAAAUCAGUCAAAUCAACCACCUUUCAAUAUGGCAGUGACCGGGUGGAUCAACUCAGUCUUACAGACUUGACUCAGCCAAGCUUUCAGGCCAAAACCCUGUGGGAAAGACUGCAGGUGCUGCAGCGGGCGGCGAAAAUGUACGAAGAACAAGCUCCUGCCAUCGUGGUUCAGAACAGUCGCAUGUGCAACCCUCACGACACUUUGCAAAAGAUUCAGCGACACUGGAGCGACCUGUGCCAGCAAGUGGUAGCGGCCGUUCAGAGUCAUCUCCAUGCGCCUGGGCCAACAAAAACAAUUGGCGCGUUGCAUCGUGUUCUUACCAAACUUGCUUUGGACCCGCAGCCCUGGCUUGAGGCAGAUCUCAAGCAAGCACAAGAAAAUGUCGAGACUAGCUUGAUGCAGUUUGCCGCAGCUGCCGCCGAUCGAGUACCCAGUCACGUGGCCGAGAAGAAAUGGGGACCUUUGAACAAGGAAAUGCGCUUCUCGUUUGAUCUGGCCGCAGACCUGACAUCGUUUUCAGAUGCAUCGCGCAUCGGCACCAUGCAGGAAGAGGCAUUGAAGGCUGAGCUCGACAAGCGAACCGAACCAUUUGUCGACGAUUUAGAGCAGCUGGCAACGUGUCUCGUCAGCAUGCAAGAGCUGGCCUCGAAUAGCAUCUCUGGUCACAUCAAGCAUCAAGUCAAGCUCCUCACAACCAAGCGACUGCACGAGCUUCGUCAGUCGGCCGGUGGCAAUCGCCGAAAGGAGCGUGACAAUGAUCUUUGCCUUGGACAGCUUCUGUCUAGGAGAGAACAUGGCAGGUAUGGAGAAGAGGUCAAAGCAGGCCACCCACAAUUCGAAGCCGCACGCAUCAAACAGCGUCAGGAGGCAACGCUUGGCAUGGGCAUUGACCAGGCUCUGAAGGAGAUGACCAAGCCAGAAAAUUCCGCAAAAGUUUCGCCUGCUCAUGCAAAUCGUCUACGCGAUGCUUAUGGCGCGUAUCGCUCCGAGUUUGAAAGUCACAUGAAGAACCCCAAUCAAGUACCACGUCUGGUGGCCCAAGUGCAAGCCAAUUGCCGCAAACUGGCUCAGACACCUUCCAAAAUGUCACAACAACUGCCCGGUCUGUUAGCACUGUUGUCGGCUAUCUGGAGCCUGACCAGCCUAGCAGAACUGGCCGAAACCACACGAACACACCACGGCAUUUACAAGGAGCUUCAUGUCGUGCAAGUUUUGGCUCUGCUCGAGCUUUUGGGGUUUGGUGCCGGCGAUGAUUCCCUAACUCGUUUCGGCACGUGGAUCAAGGCCUUUGUGGGCGGCCAGGAAAACAAGCUUGGUGGAGCUUUUGUGCAGGUGCAAACUGGCGGUGGCAAGAGCAUCAUUUUGGGCUUUGCUUGCGUGCUCUAUGCGUUGUUGGGCUUCGAUGUAUCAUGUGCGUGCUACAGUGACAUCCUGAGUUCGCGCGACUACAAGGAUUUUGAGGCAUUUUUCAAGACCAUGGGGGUACAUGGCAACAUUCGAUACAGCACCAUGCAGGCCUUGGCUGAAAGGGAGCUGAAUGCGCGGGGAUGCAUGCGUACAGCCGUUCAGCGUUUGAUUGCCGACAACACCCUGUCUAAGCGCAAGAAGCCCAAAGCCUCACGGCCCAAGAUCUUGCUGGUCGAUGAGGUUGAUGUCCUUUUCGCCCCCAUCUUCUUAGCUGAGACUUAUAAUCCCUUGGCAUCACAGAAGGACGCAGACUUUGAGAGUAUCUUGCGGACACUAUGGCAAGAUGCAACACUGUCCCUGGAGCAAGUGAUCAACCUUGAGGCGUCCCAACGUCUCUUGCAACGCUACGCUCAUGUUCAUGACUACAUCAUGACGACUUUGAAGAAGCUCGUGAAAGACCGGGCGGCACAUGCGGCCGAAGAGCACCCGUACACAGUUCAAAAUGGUCGGAUCGCAUAUGAUCUCGCUGGGCUCGAUCAACCUUCAACAAGCACUUUUUAUGGAUAUGAGACUCAAUACGCCUAUCUGACCGAAGAACACCGUGCCGACGAGCCGAACACGAUUCAGUCGAAAUUUGCCUUACAUGCGAAUGCAGGCAACUUCAGCUUUUUCAAGAUGAUUCAGAACUUUGAUGUGGUCGGUGGCCUUUCGGGAACACUGCCCGACGACAUGACAGUGCUGAAGAGAGAACUCAAUGUUCAGCGAUCGACGGCCUUACCCAGCAUGUACGGUGAACACAAAUUGCGGCGUGAUCGUGUGCAGAUUGUUGCAGACUCUGAUCGCUUGCAUCAGCAGGUCGCGGAGGAGUGCUUGAAGCAAUCCGAAGGUCGCGCUGUGAUUGCUUUUUUUAAGGAUACAAAGGACUUGCAAGCGUUCAUGGCAUCCACCCCGUUUAAAAGCCAGCUGGCAGGCCUGACAAUCAACAUCAUCGACAAGGACCAAGCCGACAUACCGCAGCGCAUCCACCAGGCUACCAAUGCGGACACCGUGACACUGGCAACAGCCCCUUUUGGCCGUGGCUCGGAUUUCGUCGUAUUGGACCGCAACAUUAUCGACAAUGGCGGCGUGCACGUGAUUCAGACGUUCUUGUCACAAGAUAUUGCGGAGGAAAUCCAAAUCCAGGGGCGUACGGCGCGUCACUCCAACCCAGGAAGUUACCGUUUGAUCCUAUCAUUGCCGGAUCUGAAGCGUCUACUCGGCUCUGACUUGCUCAAUUCAUUGACGGAGGGUGCAUAUGAGGGUGUGCCUGACGUGCUUGAUCAAGCGCGGCGCAAUUUGCACAAGGAAACUUUGAAUAAGUUGUUUGACAAGUUGAAGGCUUGUGAGGGUAGCCAUGCCCGUUCGAUGCAAUUCAUGGACGCACUCUUCGCCGGACCCGAAGGCAAUCCAGCUAGUUCAACGCUAUACCCCGCCACGAAGAACCCCUUCGUGGUUUACACAAGUCAAAUCAAAACAAAAAAGAAGAAGAUGCAACGAAAACCAAAAAGGAAAAAACACAAAACAGCCGAGCCGAUGAAAAUGGAUAAGGUUGUUCGCAUACAUGAAGCCAAUGUGACGAAAUACACCGCACUACAAGGGCAGCCACCCAUCAAAAUCAUCAGCAAGAUCAGCUCCAGCGACAUCAGUGUAGCCAACAUCAUCAGCAGGAUCAAAGUUGAGGUCUUCUUCCUCAGCGUUAACAUCCAUGUAUGCCUCGGGGCCAUCAUCCAGGUCGUCAUCCAGGCCAUCGUCACCAAAAGGGUCGUCAAGCGCACCCUGGAAAGUAACAUCAUCAUACGUUGCAUCGCCUGGUACAUCCAGAUAACCGGCUUCCUCCUCCACACCAUCAACUGCAUCGAGACCCUGCAUGCCGCCGAGCUCCUCAUCGGCGCCAACGGCCAAGUAGCCAUCACCAUUGCCGUCCAUAUUGUCAUCUUCAUCAAAGUCCGUAGGCGCCACAUCUUGGUAGAAGCCAUCCUGAUCGAUGUCUGA
Monosiga brevicollis MX1 is the source of this 7956-nucleotide messenger RNA. RefSeq lists its product as uncharacterized. Gene Ontology annotation, biological process: protein import; protein targeting. NCBI's taxonomy places the organism in Eukaryota, Choanoflagellata, Craspedida, Salpingoecidae. Gene Ontology annotation, molecular function: ATP binding; ABC-type protein transporter activity. Bases 1 to 7956 code for a protein of 2651 amino acids. The record is from RefSeq and is a predicted model, not a curated record. Gene Ontology annotation, cellular component: membrane. The transcript is spliced from 6 exons.